This is a messenger RNA of Seriola aureovittata, 4544 nucleotides long. RefSeq names its product histone H2B 1/2-like. NCBI's taxonomy places the organism in Eukaryota, Metazoa, Chordata, Actinopteri, Carangiformes, Carangidae. Gene Ontology annotation, cellular component: nucleosome. Gene Ontology annotation, molecular function: DNA binding; structural constituent of chromatin; protein heterodimerization activity. The record is from RefSeq and is a predicted model, not a curated record. The coding region runs from base 2128 to 2499 and encodes 123 amino acids. The transcript has 2 exons.
GUGAGUGAGUGAGUGAGUGAGUGAGUGAGUGAGUGAGUGAGUGUAUGUGUGAGUGAGGGGGUGAGGGAGUGAGUGAGUGAGUGAGGGAGUGAGGGAGUGAGGGAGUAGCACAAGCACCAGCUGACAAUGAGUGGCAGUGUCUGUUGUUUCAUCUGCCUGAACAGCCAGAUAAUCUGCCCUUUUUAUAUCCUCCAGAAUCUGGAAGAACCGUCAGCAGACAGUCCAAAAGUUGGUUCUGAACUGUCUUUGAGGCCUUUAACCACAGUGGCGGUCUUCAGGUGCUCCUCUACUACACCGUCCAGCGAGCCCACAAGGUCGACUAAUCCCCGAAAAAUGCCGGGGUUGUCGGACGAUGCUGUCUCAUCGCGGUCUCGCAAUGCCAGCUCAAAAGCUCCACAGAAUUUCACACACUCGAUCCUCGGUCCAGCUCUUCAUUGUGUUUUCUGACCGCGAUCCUGUGUCCUUCAUCCAGCUGCGCAGCUCUGCUAGUCCUGCCUAGCACGGCUAGCUUGACGGCGUUGUUCAUGUGCACCUUCGAGCAUUCAUGUUUUUAAAUCCGCUGAUAAAUGUUUUAGGUCUCUAACUCCUGUUACAGUCCAUGUAAUAUCUGCCCCCGGCAUUUUAAAAAGUAAACACGGGAAGCAGAAUACUGCAUUUGCAAAACAACAUCGAGUUAGCCAAGCCUUCAUGUCAUACCGGUUCAGAGAGAAGCUCCUCUGGUGAGUUUUACCUUUCUCCUGUCUGCUGUGUUAAAUUCAGACCCGGCUUCUCAGCUCCAAGUUCUUUAACAAAGUUUUCCCCCUAAAGUUCUCCUUUCGAAGUGGUUUAAAGAGUGAUUUUACAGAACUUACGGGUAGCUGAAGCUCUGCGUGUUCUUGUUCUUGUCUACUUUACGACGCCGUCUCGAUUUCCCACACUUGUUUCUGGUUGCUAGGAUACUUACAGGCCCCAAGGCGAUAUUUUCAGCGCCCCAAGCUUAACAAAUUCGAUGACGCUAAUUGGCUAAAUUACCCGUUGCUAUGUGUUUUUUUGUCUCAGCAACAGUCCACCAUUGGCUGAGCUGCUGCAGUGCUGGGGCAACUUUUCUAGCGCCCCAGGAGAGAGGGCAAAUGACCGUGGACACAAAUUACCCCGUAAAUAAUGGUUUAUAUUAUAUAUAUGGCUCGUUCUUUAUCAUUCAAAACACAUUUAUUUGUAAAAUAAGCAGUAAUCAUUUAUUUUAAACGAUUAUUUUGGGAAAAAUAAAAAUAAAUAAAAACAUUUAAAAAUCACUUUCCAACAGGGAGGGCGGCGCCCUAGCGCCCCCUAUUGACCAGCCGCCACUGGUACACAACCUUCAGUAGCACUACACAGUAGAAAUACUUUAGUCCUGCAGAGUACACAACCUUCAGGAGUACUACACAGUAGAAAUACUUUAGUCCUGCAGUGUUUGACUGCUGAGGAAACAAGGAGGAAGGAGAGGAAAUAAGGAAGCUGCUAGGAAAGGAAACACAAGUGAAAAUAAGAUGAGAAUGUUUUUAUUUUUUAUUCUUGAUGUUUUAAUUAAAUGUUGUAAUUAAAUGUUGUAAUUAGUCUUGAAUCAUUGGUCAUGUCAUUAAUCCAGAGCUGAUUUCUCGUCAGUAUUCUCAGCUGCUGAAAUGAGAUUCUCUGUUUCACUCAUAAUAAAUGAAUAAAUAACUUGUUACUUUCUAAUAUUUCAAUCAAACACAUCUGGACAUGUUGAUGUCUGUCACAUGUUUAGUUUCAUUCACAGUCAGAACAUGAGAAACAUGAUGAAUGAAUAUUUUUAUCAGAGAAGGUUCUGUGAGGAAAUCGCUUCAGAUCAGCAGUAACUCUUUGUAUCUAUCAGCUCAGGAUCAAUAUUAAUACAGGAUCAAUAUUACAGGUUUUUACGAUUGCUUACACACAAAAAUCUAAAACAAUACACAGAUUUUGAAACUCCACACAUGAUCAAGAUUUUCCUCAGGUGUCCUUCAGACGCUGCAUCGACUGUGGGCGGGUCCUUUGUUGAUGCAGCUCCACCAAUCCUGAGCGAGCAACAGCACACUGACAUUAGCAUGAGGCGGAAGUAAAGCCCGAGCUCUGCCGGUGCCACGUCACUCACCUCAGGAAACAGACUAAGGAAACAUGCCUGACCCAGUGAAAGCACCGAAGAAGGGCUCCAAGAAAGCCGUCUCCAAGUCCGUGUCUAAGACCGGCAAGAAGAAGAGGAAGACCAGGAAGGAGAGCUACGCCAUCUACGUGUACAAGGUGCUGAAGCAGGUCCACCCCGACACCGGCAUCUCCUCCAAGGCCAUGAGCAUCAUGAACUCCUUCGUCAGCGACAUCUUCGAGCGCAUCGCCGGAGAGUCUUCCCGCCUGGCUCAGUACAACAAGCGCUCCACCAUCACCUCCAGGGAGAUCCAGACCGCCGUCCGCCUCCUGCUGCCCGGGGAGCUGGCCAAACACGCCGUGUCUGAGGGCACCAAGGCCGUCACCAAGUACACCAGCUCCAAGUAACCGGCUCCGAGGAACCGGCUCCGAGGAACCGGAUCUAAGUAAGAGCUGCUGGUUCCGACCACAUAAAGGCCCUUUUCAGGGCCACACACCAGGCUGAGAGCUCACUUCCUGCCCAGUCUUUCCCCCAGAGUCUCCCUGACUGUUACAGAUAAUACCACAGAAGAAGACUGAACUUGACGAGUCUGAUGUUAUUUUAAUCAAGCUGUUUAAAGGUUAAAUGUCUCCCGAUCUGAACAUCAGCUGUUUGACGUUCAGGCAGCUUCAGGUGACGUCAUGGUCCAUGCGGUCAUGAACGGGGUCGGACUAUCACCUGGGUUUGAGCGUAGACAAGGAUCCUGCAGGACCCAGAUCAGGUUCGGUUCUACAGUCCAUGGCAGUGCUGAACCUCUACAGGUGUGAUACGACCAUUGUCAGACAGGUUGGUUGUAGUUACCUGCCGUCACUGAUUGCUCACGUUGCACCCUGGGUAAUUUAACGUGUGAAGACGGGACUCGAUUCGUCUAGUCGGGGAAUCGAACCCCGGUCUUCCAAGUGACAGGCUGAGAUACUGUCCACUAUAGUAACGAGGAGAGGUGUAGAGUGACGUCAGACUUACCUGGACAGGUGCGGGAGGUCAGCCGCUGUGAAUCGGUGAAGUUAUUGAUCCAGAUAUUGAUUGAUGUCAGUGUCACAUGUAUAUCUGAGUGUAUUUAGUCUCAGGUGGUGUUACUGUGGUUUGAUCUCAGUGCUGUAAGACAGGUGUCACACCUGUACCUGGUAAUACAUUGUCUGAUAGCCUCACUUCACUGAGGAUCGAUAGUUUGACUGGAUCAGUGAUCUGAUGAUCUGAUUGGCUGAGCUCCUGUGGAGAACACGUUCCUUCAGUCAGACCAGAACUAGUUCAGAGCUGAGAUGUUGUUGACACGUGACAGUCAGGUGGUUGAGUUGCGUUCACUGUGAGUGCGUUCACUCCAGUGUUGCGGUUGAAUGGUGGUUUAGAUGCGUUCAGUGACAGUUGGACAUUACAACAUGUUGCAGUGUGGCGGUUCAGAGUGAGGCCUGCUGGUAGUUUUUAACAUCUGAAGGUUGUUAACGAUGAAUCAUUGUCACUGUCAGCAGGUUAAAGGUCAGUGUGACUUCCACAGCCUGUGAUUGGCUGUUUCACUGGCUCUUUAAAGACCAGUUGAAAUGAGGAUGUUUGAGCGCAGAUGGAUCACGUGUCGACACGUUCACUGUCCCUCUGUAAACUUGUAAAACUAUUUCUCAUCUACUCUCGCUCAUCUCACUUUUUUAAAACUAUGAACUUUAUUAUAAUAUAUACUUUAUAACUUAUAUAUAUAUUAUAUUUGUUACUAGAAUAAUACAAUUGCACGUCUGCAGCUAGUACAGAAUGUAACCGGCACAAGGAAGUUCGAGCACAUUACACCGAUUAGAAUAGAAUUCAUUUUAAAAUUCUUUUAUUUGCUUUUAAAGCCUUAAAUGGUCUUGCCCCAAUGUACCUCUCUGAGCUUCUGCCCCCCGAGCACAAGCCGCUCUCUCAGGUCAGCUGACCGGCCGCUCUCUCAGGUCAGCUGACCGGCCGCUCUCUCAGGUCAGCUGACCAGCCGCUCCUGAAGGUUCCCAAAACCAGGCUGAAGCUCGGAGGGACCCGAGCUUUCUCUGUUGCCGCCCCGAAGCUGUGGAAGGAGCUGCCACUGCACAUUAGCUUUUAACACUGCUUAGGUUGAUUUUAUGUGCACAGAUAAUUUAGCCAUUUUGUACAUGUUUUAUUGUGUUUUUAAUGAUUCUGUCUUUCACUGUGUCUAUUUAAAUGUACAGCACUUUGGGAACCUUUGUGUUUAUUUAAAUUGUGCUUUAUAAAUAAAGUGGAUUGGAUUGGAAAUGAUGAGCCCUUGAAUAUUUAAUUAACUAAAUAGUUCUAAAUGCUAAAUUCUUAAUCCAAAAACAUAAAUUCAACUAAUCAAUUGGUUUAAUAAACAAACAAAAAAAUUAAUAAGCUUUCCUCAAUUUGAGAAUCUUUUUCACAUUAACUCCGACUGAGGUAACGACACCUGCUGACAGUCAGU